CCUCUCCUGCAGUUGACCGGUCGCCACUUCUGACUAGUUCUGCUUGCUCCUGUUGCUAUUCACCGUCUGCGGGAGUAAUCGUCAGGAAACCACCCUGUUCUUCUGCGUCUGCUUGUAAACAUGCUGUUAGCAGUCGCCAGACGACCCGGCUGCAGAGCGCGUGCCUCGACCGCUCACGCUCUUGCCCUCGCAACCGCCGAGGCCCGACGCACAUUCAUCGCAAAGCCCUCAAACAACAGCAGCUUUGCUCCGUCGGCCGAGGCGGUCAACCCUUCUGCAUCGAUCUACGAUGUCUUCACAAAGAACGACGACAUGCCGAUCUCAAACAUCGGUAAUCGACCGGGCAAGCUCGUCAUGAUGAACGAGAAAAUCCAGACCGACUUCCCCGACAUGACCCUUGCCAUGCGCAACAAGUUCACCAAAAACAGAGCCCAUCUCAUCUCUCUCAUCGACGCUCUGGUUGCCGGACAGAACUUUGCUCGAGCCCGCAAGGUCCUCAUCGAGGCGUACGAGGUCACCUCGCGCGAAGAGUUUGCGCGCCUGCUCAACGACUACUUACAAGAGUACGCGCUCAAAGAGCUCAAGGACACCGGAGCAAUCGAGCAGACAAUCUCAUAUCUCUUGCAUAUCACUGAUGACUUCAAAAAUAAGCCGCUCGACCCCAGAUCUUACGCGAUCCUGAUGGCCACUGCCUGUCGCAUGGAGGACAUCAUCCGUGGCGACAACAGCAUCAAGAAGCUCUUCAAGCCAUUCAGCGGACAAACCCUGUCUGGCUACGAAAUCCUGCAGCAUCAAAACUUGUUCAGCUACUCGGACGCGCGCCGAAUCAUCGACAUCUGCAAAAUCCCGGAAUCGGACGUCCCGCCCGUGUUCAGGUUCGACGCCCCGCCAUCCACUAUGGACGUCACAUCCGAGCUCGACCCUAACAGCGACGAACCGCUCACUUUGGCACUCAUCAAGGCUCAGGCUGAGGCCAUGAAAGAGGCUUUUGACGGCAUCCCGGCUUCGGUGCCCAAGGCCGGAUACGAAGAACUCAACCCUGUUGACUCUAUCGGACUCAAGUACCUGCGAUCCUCGCUUAAGGGUGUCGCUCAGGUUACCAGGCCCGUCCUGCCAAUCUACAACGCCGCCGAGGCAUCUGGAACCACCGAUGAAGGUUUCCUCAACUUUGAAGCCCAAAUCGAGAAGCUUCCCGAAGAAGAGCAAGACCAGUACCGUGAAGCCUUCGAGGUGUAUAACAACCAGCGUCAGCGUUUACUCGAAGCUCUAGCGCUCGAGUCUGCAAAGGAGCGAUGGAAACACGAUUACGAACAGAUGAUUUCGCGUGGAGAUGUGUCGGUCAGCAAUAUUAAUGAGUACCUUUGGGAAUGGCACCAAGCCAUGGCUGCUCAGGUCGAGUAUGAGCUCUACUCUGUCGAUCGUGCGCUGGAGAAAGAAGCCAGCACGCCCCAUACCCGUUUCUCUGCUGCUGAAAAAAUGCGACUUCGCUACGGUCCUUACAUCAAGCUUUUGAAUGUGGACAAGCUUUGUACUAUUACCAUUCUCGAGUUGAUUCGAAUGCACGCCACAAUUGACGCAAAUGAGGGAUUGCGGACGGCGCGUGCGGUGUUGACUGUCGGCCGAGCUAUUCAGCAGGAAUACAACUCCGAGCAACUUCUGCGUCAUGAGGUUUCCGGACUGGGUGUCUUCAAGCCAACAAAGUCUACUCUCCAGAACCCGCUUGACUUUGGUCGUGCCCUCGCCACAGCUAAGCGUCUCAACGAAGAGCACCAGGUGCUUAAAUCGUGGAGACCGGAAUGGCCUGAAGAUGUCAAGGCCGAGAUCGGAUCGACUAUGAUUUCGAUUUUCAUGCACGUUGCCAAACUUUCAGUCAAGGCCACUGACCCUGUCACGGGUCGCGAGGUCCGCAGUCUUGUGCCGGCUAUGAACCAUUCGUACCAGUACAACAACGGAAUGAAGCUUGGUGUGAUCAAGCUGCACAAGGACUUUUCCGACAAAAUCUCUUCUGAUCGUGGAAACGGCAUGAUUCAUCCCCAAUUUUUGCCUAUGCUGGUCAAGCCCAAGCCGUGGACUUCUCAUAUUGAUGGUGGCUACAUGUACAGCUCCGCCCCAUUGAUGCGAACUAAGAGUUCUAUGGAACAGUCAGAGUACGUCAAAGAGGCGGCCAAGAGAAAUGACAUGAAGUUUGUCUUUGAAGGUCUUAAUGUGCUCGGUAGUGCAUCUUGGGUAAUCAACUCGCGCGUCUUCCGAAUCGUGGCCCAGGUCUGGAAUACGGAGGAGGAGUUCCUUGAUAUUCCUGGCAAGAUUUCGGAGAAAAUUGAAUUCCCGCCCGAGCCUGAAAAAAGUGCGGACCCGGCUGAACGUCGUGAUUGGGCGCGAAAAUGCAAGCUGAUGGUACACAACGCUCGGAACAGUCACUCACAGCGCUGCGACAUCAACUACAAGCUCGAGAUUGCUCGCGCGUUCAUCGGUGAGCGUAUUUACUUCCCGCACAACAUCGAUUUCCGAGGACGUGCUUACGCGAUUCCUCCUCAUUUGAACCAUCUCGGUAACGACAUGUGCCGCGGAAUCAUGAUGUUUUGGGAGGCCAAGCCGCUUGGUGAGCGAGGACUUCGAUGGUUGAAGAUUCAUUACGCGAACUUGAGUGGUUAUGAUAAAGCAGAUUUUGAGGAACGAGUGAAGUAUGCGGAAGAGCAUAUCGAGGAUAUUUUCGACUCGGCUGACCAUCCUCUCGACGGACGUCGGGUUUGGAUGAAGGCGGCAAAGCCGUGGCAGAAUCUUGCGGUUUGCUUUGAACUUGCCGAAGCCCUCCGAAUGGAUGACCCCACUCAGUUCCGCUCGAGACUUCCGAUUCAUCAAGACGGUACUUGCAACGGUCUUCAGCAUUACGCUGCUCUAGGCGGUGACUCUGAAGGUGCUGCGCAGGUGAACCUGAUGCCUAGCGACAGGCCCGCUGAUAUUUACACAUAUGUCUCCAAUAAAGUGAGCGAGAUCGUUGAACAUGACGCGAAAAAUGGCGUGCUUGUUGCGCAGGUUGUCAGAGGAAAAGUUAGUCGAAAAGUGGUGAAGCAGUCUGUUAUGACUAAUGUGUAUGGUGUUACAUAUAUUGGAGCGCGCGCUCAGAUUGCUUCUCAGUUGAAGCAAUUGCCUGAUUUGCAUGAGGGCUCUGUUUUUGGCGCGGCGUCUUAUCUCACUAAACUUGUUUUCCAAGUCGUGCGAGAUCUGUUCCACGGAGCUCAUUUGAUUCAAGACUGGUUUGCCGAGUGUGCAAAGAGAAUCGCAAAGUCUUAUCCACCUGGCACUAUUGAGGAGGAUUCAACUCAAGCGACGACGGCUGUUGUGUGGACAACUCCUCUCGGAAUUCCAGUUGUGCAGCCAUACCGAGUUCCGUUCCGAAAACAGGUGUCUACGAAUUUGCAGACUGUGUAUAUUUCGGAGCCGCUUGAGACGUACCCUGUGAACUGGCGAAAGCAGACGAUGGCGUUCCCGCCGAACUACAUUCACUCUCUCGAUGCGACGCACAUGCUUCUUUCGGCCGUUGUCUGCGGUCGUAAGGGACUCACGUUUGCGGCCGUGCACGAUUCUUACUGGACUCAUGCUUGCGAUGUGGAUACGAUGAACACGGCUCUGCGAGAGUCGUUCAUCAAGCUGCACAAGGCGGAUUUGAUUUCCCGAUUGAAGGCUGAGUUCGAAGAGCGCUACAAGGGCUACACGUACCAGAUCGACAUUGACAGGUUUAGUGAGCAAGGACAGGCGAUUGUGGCUUGGCGCAAAGCGUACAGGUCCAAGCACGGCCAUACGAUCAGCUUAAUGGGCGAGGUUAAGUUGGAGACUAAGCGCACAAAACUGCUGGAAAGCGAGAACCCUGAGGAGGUCAAGAAGGGCCAGGAAAUGGUCACGCCGCUGAGCAUAAUCGGCGACGCCGAUAUUGACUCCCUGCGUCCUCCUCGGAGAGCGAAGAAGCAGUUCGACGAGAGAAUUGGACGGUCGAGCGAGAACGAGACCCACGGAGCUUCGGACGCGAUCAUUCGCAAAGCGCUUGGAGUGACUUCUCCCGAGGCUGAGGAAUCAGCAACUGAGGACGAGAUUGCCGCUGCUAAACUCGCAGCGGAUUCGCCGAAAAUCAGUAUCUCAGAGCUCGGGGCGAAUCUCGGUAGCUCAUACAUGGAAGGAAUUAAGAUCAUGGUCCCGUUGUCUUUCCCUCCUGUGCCGCCGAAGGGCGACUUUGAUGUGGAAAGAGUGAGAGAGAGUCUUUACUUUUUCUCAUAAAAAGAUAGUGGAUGUGAAGGUGUAAAAAAGCGUUUGAUUUUUCUCCCUUUCUCUCUGCUUUUUUCUUUUAUGAAAUGCUCUACUGCAUAGCAGUCUUGUCUUGUGUAUAUAUGUUGUUUUAUAGAUUGGAUACUCAAAAUGUUACAUAAUCAAUGACGUAACCACGCCACAGCGAAGAUUAAGGUUUAAAUCGGCCGACGGGCUCUGGCUCGCGCAGACCCGUAUUUCCCGAGCUCCGUC
Myxozyma melibiosi is the source of this 4509-nucleotide messenger RNA. RefSeq lists its product as uncharacterized. The coding region runs from base 121 to 4269 and encodes 1382 amino acids. Gene Ontology annotation, cellular component: mitochondrial DNA-directed RNA polymerase complex. Lineage: Eukaryota; Fungi; Ascomycota; Lipomycetes; Lipomycetales; Lipomycetaceae. Gene Ontology annotation, biological process: mitochondrial transcription. The transcript is spliced from 4 exons. Gene Ontology annotation, molecular function: mitochondrial promoter sequence-specific DNA binding; DNA-directed RNA polymerase activity. The record is from RefSeq and is a predicted model, not a curated record.